Messenger RNA from Megalopta genalis, 2039 nucleotides. Lineage: Eukaryota; Metazoa; Arthropoda; Insecta; Hymenoptera; Halictidae. The record is from RefSeq and is a predicted model, not a curated record.
GUCGCGUCGCGAACAACAGGUGUGCCUCGCGCGCUCGUGUGCGCUCGCCUAGCCUCGUCCAGCCGCGCCGCAACAGGUGUACGCUCGCGUAUUCGACGCCGCGGUAUCGGCCAACGAUUAUUAUCGCAUCGAUUAUUAUCGCGGCGAACAUGUUCGAGGUUUUAGCAAUGAAGAAGCUACUCGUCGCCACGAUCUUGCUGUCGGCGGCGGCGUACGGCGACGUCGACGUGGUGACGGACGUUCGUCGAGCGGCGUUAUCGUAUCUUGGCACCGGGAAGCAAGUAUCGCGGGGCAACGUGCGCAUCGACGAGGACGAGUCGUUGCUCACCGCGGCCAGACGUACGAGGGAGAACGGAGGAGCGUCGCAGCGCGGUCCUUCGAAUCGAUUCGGUCCGGUCGAUCGACGAUGCGCCCCGAGCCCGACCACGAUCGUGUCGGUGAACGUGAGGGACCUGUUGGAGAAGAAGAAUCAGCUGUCCGCCUACAAUUCGGAGAUCUGCGCCUACUUCCGGCAGCAAGGCUGGAUGGUGGAGAACCCGUUGUACGCCGACGAGCCGAGCUGGGUCGAGGUCGCGAACGAUUACGCGGGCAAAUUGCCGCUUCGCUUGGAGUUCAUAGAUCCUUACGUGCUGUCGCGGGGCAAACGGGUCCGUCGGUGGCGGAAGUACGACGGGAACUCGACGAUCAACGAUUUGGAGGCUGACAGGAUCAGACGAAAGCGCGAUUAUCGCGAAGGCGCGCGGUCGAGGCGCGAUUCGGGCGUCGCGAACGCGGUCGCCGCGAAGGAGAAGAACGGCCGGAUCCUCGGCCAGAGGAACAAGCAUUUGGUGCUCCAGGACUUGUUCGAGCAGCCUUACUUCAUUUCGCGGGGCAAGAAGACGAAGCAUCGNGGACCUAGCGUGACGGACGUUCGUCGAGCGGCGUUAUCGUAUCUUGGCACCGGGAAGCAAGUAUCGCGGGGCAACGUGCGCAUCGACGAGGACGAGUCGUUGCUCACCGCGGCCAGACGUACGAGGGAGAACGGAGGAGCGUCGCAGCGCGGUCCUUCGAAUCGAUUCGGUCCGGUCGAUCGACGAUGCGCCCCGAGCCCGACCACGAUCGUGUCGGUGAACGUGAGGGACCUGUUGGAGAAGAAGAAUCAGCUGUCCGCCUACAAUUCGGAGAUCUGCGCCUACUUCCGGCAGCAAGGCUGGAUGGUGGAGAACCCGUUGUACGCCGACGAGCCGAGCUGGGUCGAGGUCGCGAACGAUUACGCGGGCAAAUUGCCGCUUCGCUUGGAGUUCAUAGAUCCUUACGUGCUGUCGCGGGGCAAACGGGUCCGUCGGUGGCGGAAGUACGACGGGAACUCGACGAUCAACGAUUUGGAGGCUGACAGGAUCAGACGAAAGCGCGAUUAUCGCGAAGGCGCGCGGUCGAGGCGCGAUUCGGGCGUCGCGAACGCGGUCGCCGCGAAGGAGAAGAACGGCCGGAUCCUCGGCCAGAGGAACAAGCAUUUGGUGCUCCAGGACUUGUUCGAGCAGCCUUACUUCAUUUCGCGGGGCAAGAAGACGAAGCAUCGAUUCGCCGGGCAACCGGAGCGGACGAAAUCGGGCGCGAACCGGUCGUGGAACGACGGCGGAAGCGAUCGCGUUUCGAGCCGAUUCGCGGAGACUCCGGAACUCGAUUCGAGAUCCAGAGAGGCCGAGCACUUCGGGCAAGCCGUUGCCAGGAAAAGGGCGAAACCGUCGAGCGACCGAAAGUCACUGUUGGAUCAAUUGUUGACCGACUCGGAUCUAUUCUACGUGGGCAGAGGUAAGAGGACGAGCGCAGCAGCUGCCGCCGCCGAGUCGACGGGAUCCGUCUAAUCUAUCUGGCUGAAUUACAAUAUGUUGUCGUAAUUUUCGUGUUAUUACUUGAUCGGUUUUAUUAACGAAACACGCCGAUUCCCCUUUAGAUUACAGUGUUAAACGAAACAAGCUGAUCGUUUUGUAAGCAAUCGAGUAAGUCAUGGCCGAGACGACACAGUAAUUGACGCUCGGAUUGUGCGCAAAAAUGGACAA